Protopolystoma xenopodis is the source of this 641-nucleotide messenger RNA. NCBI's taxonomy places the organism in Eukaryota, Metazoa, Platyhelminthes, Monogenea, Polystomatidea, Polystomatidae. The record is from the annotation of a GenBank genome assembly.
GUGUAGACUGGCUUUGCUUUUGUUAUGAGUGUCGGCAUGGUGGAAUGUUGUGUGAUGAAAUGGGUCUCGGGAAAACUAUUCAGACGAUUAAGUUCAUAGAAUGCAUUCUUGAUCUAAACCGAUCUUCAAAAAUACUAAUUGUUUGUCCUUUAUCCUUGCUUGAACAUUGGUCUACUGAAUUCUCAAAGUUUGCUCCGCUUCUAUCUUGCAAGGUAUAUAUGGGAAAUAAAGAUGAGCGGGCCAAAUUAAGAUCUGCGCUUGUCGCUUCAACAUUUUCUGUUCUUAUAACUUCAUACGAAGCCUGCCUCAAUGACGAGCUAUUCUUUGCUAGGUUUUCUUGGUCUUUACUAAUUGUCGAUGAAGGUCAUCGAUUGAAAAAUUCUUCCUCUCUUCUAUACCAAAUGCUGUCUCAGAAUAUAAAAGGAUUUCGAUUUAUCUUAACUGGGACACCCAUUCAAAAUAAUCUAGAUGAGUUGUAUAAUCUGCUGCAUUUUGUUGCUCCAAAGAUAUUCCUAAUGGAAACUAAAGCUGAAUUCAUUAAAAUUUAUUCACGGAUCGACUCUGCCGUAAUCUACGUUACUUUUGGAUGGUAUUAUUUGCAUAUAUAUAUAUAUAUCUCAGUUUAUUUUUCGUUUUAUUGA